Messenger RNA from Exophiala mesophila, 1557 nucleotides. RefSeq lists its product as uncharacterized. NCBI's taxonomy places the organism in Eukaryota, Fungi, Ascomycota, Eurotiomycetes, Chaetothyriales, Herpotrichiellaceae. The coding region runs from base 1 to 1557 and encodes 518 amino acids. The record is from RefSeq and is a predicted model, not a curated record. The transcript has a single exon.
AUGUGUUACUCCAAGGUCACUAUCUAUGCCUGCAAAUGCAAGGAGCGUGAAAAGGCCAACUGCCAUCAACCUGGGCCAGCAUGUAAUGAGAAGCUGGCACAUGAAGUUGUCAAUAUGUCAAGGGAGUUCUGCUACCGUCACAGCGGCCACAGCGAUCGCAUGGACCUCGAUCCACUUCCAGGAAAAAACGCCAACGCCUCAGCUGCGUACAACCCGAGCAAGGGAUUUCCUGGAGGGUAUCCCACCAAUACUGGUGGCGAGGGAAUGAUCAGCCCCGACUUCGGUCCAGAAUAUGACUUGAACUCACCUGUCUCACCGAUUUCUCUUCGUGAUUUACCUACAUUUCCAGUUCCCACAUCAACUCGUCAAGCGACAUCUCGUGGUGGCCCGAGCAAAGCGACAAAGACAGCCACUGUCGCACCCCAAUCCAAUCGCAACAAUGGCCCUUUAUUUGCUGAACGAAGUCGCACAGCUCAAUCCCCGGUCAACAAGGCAGGAAACGCAAAAACCCCUGCCACCGAUGGCAUUGCCGAUCCGCUGCGGCGCCGCAAGGAUGGCCAACGGGUAUCGAAAAUGACUUAUCGGAUUGGCAACGCAGUCAACGACCUCGCCUCGAUCAAUCAACCAGGCUUAGACCUAAGCGGGUCAAGAUCCAGUCUCGGUCUACGAGGGAGGACCAUAGGCCCCGUGGAUGUGCCGACGAUCCCAGACCACGUCUUCGAGUUUGAUCACCCCAUGCCCAAGAGUCCCACGAUCGCUCGUCGCGGGGCACGGAAAGCAAGACAAGCGGCGAUCGAAGGAAAUGGGAAGGCCAAAGCUGGAGGAGGAGACAAGGCCACUCGUGCAACAAAGACUGAGACUCGACAACCCAUUAUCACAACGAGGGAAACUCCUAGUUUUCCCGGUCAACGACCGAAUUUCCCAUUGACAGACCCCAUGACGGCCUUUAAACCGGAAUACUACGUGUCGUCAUUCGCACAACCUACAACUAACACCGCGACGACGACGACAAAGACCUUCAAUCGCCCAUCUGGACCUCCUGCACCAAUCAACACCGCCAAUGUCGCCAAACCCUCAACCUCACACUACAACACCCGGAGUCGCGCCAACACCAACAAAACAUCUCCUACAUAUGCAGGGGUUCGGAAACAACAACGACCUGCGACAGGUCCAAUUAGUCCGCGUACCCUCGCUGCAGCCACUAACGCCCGGCUUCGAGCCCAACAUCAACAUCAACCUCAACCUCAACCUCAAGUACGACAACCUAACAACAAGAAUCAGAAUAUUGAGAAUGGAAAGGAAGGUAAACUGGGACAGUAUCGACUAUUCCCCUCGACUAACCGAGUUCAAGCACCACCUGUGAACAAGAGUCCUUACCGAGGUAAUCCGCCGCCACCGCCACCUCCUCCACCACGAUCAAAUACUCGACCUAUGAGACCACCACAGCCUCCUCCUCGGGCGCCUGUGUAUGUGAAUAAUAAGAGGGUUCCUCCAACGAAACAACAUGGACGCGGCGGGCGCGGAAGUGGUAAGAAAGGAACCUGUGAAAUCAUGUAG